AGAAUAACACACCGCUCUGAAUAAAUUCCGUCGUCGUUAAUAUUAGAUUUAUUAAUCGUAAUUGGACUUUAAAUUGGAGUACGGGUGUUUAUAACCUUGUUCAGAGCAUUUCCCAUUAAUUAAAACAUUCAUUGACAGAACAAAAGCAAAGCGCGCGCUCAAAAUACUGAAAAAUACGUUAAGCCGCCGUUUAGACUAAUACCAUAGCAAUUCUGUUGACGUUAAUAUUAACUAUAUUAAUCAUCAUUGAUGAAAUUGCAUUUGUAAUCGCGCCUGAAAUAGGUCGUCGUUUAGACUACGUUGAUGAUCAUUUUAGUGUCAUAUUUUGGACCUCCAGCCUCUCGCUUCUGCUAUCAAAUUAUACAUCAGCAGCUUUAUGACCCGCAGACAUAAAACAAGUCAAUAAAACACACACGCUCGUCGAUUACAUCACAAUCUAUGUUGUGUAAUGACGCAGGUGAUGUGGAAAUAUGUGCUUCAGGUGUUUUGGUGCUGCAGACCGUCCAAGUUGGCCAGAGGUGAGGUGACCUGCUGCCACCGGCCCUAAUAAGAGCUGGACAAUACUGACCACUGCAACACUUGAGGAUCCAUCAUGGACCAGAACUGCCCACCGACGGACGGGCACCGGAAGAACAGGAGCGGGUUCGGCUCGGUGGAGGUGCAGAUGUGCCAGUCCAUCCUGCCCUGCCAUGCCAACCAUCAGGGCGAGCUGGGCGCCGGGCAGCUGCUCAAGUGGAUGGACACCACCGCCUGUCUAGCAGCUGAAAGACAUGCAGGAAUGGCGUGUGUUACGGCUUCAAUGGACGAUAUCCAGUUUGAAGAGACUGUCAGGGUUGGGCAGGUCAUCAGUAUCAAAUCCAGAGUGAACAGGGCUUUCAACACCAGCAUGGAGGUGGGCAUCUAUGUAACCGUACAGGAGGUGCUCAGCGGCGUGAUGAAGAGAGUGUGUGUGGCCUUUUCUACAUUUGUUGCAAAGCCAACAGGAACACAAAAGGUGUCUCUGAAGCCGCUGGACGUUCAGGGCUCAGUAGAGGAAAUGCUGGAACAUUCUCUGGCUUCUGAAAGACGACGACUCCGUCUCUAUAAUGAAGAGGCCUUCAAUAACCUCAUGAAAGACUAUUACAACCUUCAAGACAAAGGAUUGUACAGAGGGAAACCUGUGACACCUGCAGUGUCGACUGAGCUCACACGGGUCGAGAGCAUCGAGUUGGUGCUGCCGCCACACGCUAAUCACCAUGGAAACACGUUUGGAGGGCAGAUCAUGGCCUGGAUGGAGAAUGUAGCUACAGUAGCAGCCAGUCGUCUGUGUGGCUACUAUCCUUCUCUCGGAGCUGUGGACAUGUUUCGCUUCCGAGGGCCGUCAUUUGUUGGUGACAGAUUAGUGUUCAAAGCCAUGGUCAAUAACACCUUUCAGAACAGUGUGGAGGUGGGUGUGCGGGUGGAGGCGUAUAACUGUGAGGAGUGGAAUGAGGGAACUCCGCGACACAUCAACAGCGCCUCCAUGAUGUACUACAUCCCAGAGCGGGAUGGUGAGAGACGCAUGCUUCCUGACGUCACCUACACAACACUUGAUGGAGAAAGACGCUUUAUUGGUGCUAUCGUAAGGAAGAGGAUUCGCAUGGCCAGAAAACAUAUUUUGUACUCAAGAGACGAGGGACCGGUUUCUGUGCCCUGGGACAGAAGUAAUCAGGUGUAUUUGGGGUACAACAAUGUGGCAGCUCUCACCGUGAUAGCUGGACAACGGGACUGGGAGCCCAAUAACAUCACUGAUAAGAUGGGACUCUAUGUGCACGAGGAGGCAGAUAAGCUGUGUUUAAAAGUCGAGAUGCAGGCCAAAACCACGGCUUUUCAUGCUUUCUCCAUGCUCGCCGACCUGCAGCUACGGCCACAGUGGGACAAAAACUACCUGAGCUGUGAUGAGGUGGAGAAAGCAGACGAGGAGGAGACCAUCUAUCAUGUUAAAUGUGCUACAGUUAAUGGAGGCAAAUGUCGGGAUUUUGUGUACCUGCUGUCUAAAAGGCAGCCCUGCAAAGAUGGAGACCCGUAUGUGGUAGCACUGCGGUCCGUCACGCUGGCAGCUGUCCCGCCUGAAGAGAACUGCAUUCGGAGUGAAGCCAAAUGUAUAGGAUUCCUCAUUCAGGAAACCAGUGUUUCAACCUGCAAGGUGUCCUACUACAACCAGGUGACCUCUGGAAUUCUGCCGUAUGUGGAGGGAAACUUAGCUGGCUGGUCCAGAUCUAUGGAGGAAACGGCAAUGUCCUGCAUCACGUAUCUGGAGAGAGAUGUGCUGACCACACCAUUCUAACACACAAUAAUAUCAUACCCUGCUGAAAAGGACAUCAACAACUCAUACAGUGUAAAUAAUUAUGACAAAUAAGUCAGGACUACAUCCAUAUGAGGGUAAAACUAGUAGCAUAAAUAUUUAAGGUUUAAAAGAGCCAGGACAUUUUUCAAUGUAUUUCCUAAAACGUUUUUCUUCUGAAGAAAGUCUUAUUUCUUUUAGUUCUGCAUAAAUAAAACAAUUUAAAUAAAAAUGUAAACACUAAUAGAGCUAUAUUAUUAGCUACAGUGUUUAUAUUUAUGUAGGCUAGAAAAUAAUAAUUUUUGUAAUAUUUUAAUC
Messenger RNA from Danio rerio (zebrafish), 2620 nucleotides. The record is from RefSeq and is a predicted model, not a curated record. NCBI's taxonomy places the organism in Eukaryota, Metazoa, Chordata, Actinopteri, Cypriniformes, Danionidae.